Molecule: messenger RNA, 2003 nt
Organism: Planococcus citri (citrus mealybug)
Lineage: Eukaryota; Metazoa; Arthropoda; Insecta; Hemiptera; Pseudococcidae
Exons: 7
Coding region: 979-1953 (324 amino acids)
Source: RefSeq, a predicted model, not a curated record
AAAAAUUUCUUGCAAGUCCUAUGUUACAACGCAAAAUCUGCGAUUUCGGCUGACCUGUCGAUCAAAAUGGCCGCCAUUUUGUAAGUAAGGCCAACGUUUUUUUGAAAUUGACAACAAUGACGAAAAAAACAGCGCCACAGCGUUCUAAAAUAUUUCCAUAGGUACUUUCAGAGAUUACAUAUUUUGAUACACAAUUUGAAAAUUUUCAACCACUCAGUAGAACCCUAAAAGUGGUCUUGGAUUUUAAUGGCAAUGACCUAAGUCCGCUUGCAGAGUUUCAAAUAAGUAAGGUUAUUAUACAUGUUUUGGAACUGGAUCAUUUUCCCAAAAACAGGCUGAGUAAGGGGCUAGAGUGAAAAACUGCUCUGGGUGACUUUAAACUCAAAAUUAAGACCUAUUUUAAAUUUGGUUUUCCCCAUCAAAUUCAAAAUGAAAAUCCGUGUUCCGAAUUUCAAAAAUUUACAGUGAUCUGAAGCUCCAACUGAAGAUCAUCAUCUAGAAUGUACCUAUGUGGAGACGGAGAGGAAGGGUAUGAACUUGAAUUCAAAAAAAAGGUAAAUUAUGAAAUUACAUGCGUAAUGUAGAAGGUUACCUUUAACGCAGUCCAUUCUGUCAAUGUAAAAAUGAAACAUAUUCAUUCGCUAAUUUUUUCGCCAUUUGCAUUAAAAUUACAGCAGUAAAAAAAAAUAUGCUUAUAAAUUCAGAAGAAUUUUCCUGCAUUACCUAUGUCAAAGUAAAAAAUUAGACUAAUUGCUUCGCCAUUCGUAUUGAAAUUAUUAUGGCAGUAAAAAAAAACAACAAAAACAUAAUGCUGAUAAAUUCAGAAAAAUUCGACGAUGAUAUCAGUAAACGAGAAGUAAUUCGUACAACGCAAGGUACCUACCUAUAGGUACUUGGUCAAGAAAAACAAUCCAGAUCGUAGAUUUUCAUUUCGAUUGAAAAUAUAACCAGAUACCUACUUGAAACAAGAAAGAAGAAAUGGCUCGUGACGUUCUCUUCAUUCUCAUCACGAUGAUCUUUGUACUGGUGCCAGGUCAACCUCCAGCUCCAGCUCCACCUCCCGACCUCAACGCACCCAAACCAAUCGUUCAAGCUGCUCCAGAAUGUGGGUCUUUGCCAGCAAAAACCUUGAAAGAUAUGCCUUUUAAAACUGGAGAAUCUGUAUGGUGGGUUGGUAAACUGUAUGUGAAUCCAAGUGCAGCACGAGCUCCACCUGCUCCAGGAGCAACACCGGCUCCAGGAGCUCCUUGCGGAGAUAAUGCUUGCAGCAUUAACUCUUACAAUCCAGAUUCCUGCCAAGCAAUAAAGAUCCAGAUAUCAAGAAAUGAAGAUGGCUCAAUUUGUCUGAAGGAAGCUGUAUUCGAUAAAGCGUCAAAUUCUGCUUCGUUAAUCAAAAACACAUGGUUACCCGCAGACUCGUCUAAGGCUAUAAUAAAACAGAUGUAUGGAUACUAUGGGAAAAUGGACAAAAGUGGCACUGUAAACAUCAUCGAUCCUGGUCCACCAGAAGUGAAAACUGCUCAAAGUUCCGAUUUCGUACUCAUAGGCGCAGGUGAAGGAAAAGAAUGGGCUUUAUUUUCCAGCUGCUGUAAAUCUGUUGUAUUUGUUCUGUACAACGACGCGACGAUCUGCGCCAAAUCGACGAAAACCUUCGACCAAGCGAUUGUUCCCCUCCUUCAACCUUUGGGAAUCAAACCCGAAGAUCUUAAAGAUGUUCCUACUGAUUUCCCUAUUAAAUUGGAUAACUUCAUUCCACCUCUUCCUCCAGCAACAGGUGCCCCACCUGCAGCUACUACAGCCUCAACAACCGAAGCAUCUGGAGAUUCUGGACCCCCAAAAGAAACACCUCUUCCAACAACACCACCAACAUCUCCUCCAUCUGUAACUCCUUCACCUCCAUCUCCACCGAAAGCUGAACCACCUCCACCUUCAGCUGGACCACCCCCACCUUAAACAAUUGAAAUUUAGUCUCAUUAUUUCUUACAUAUUAUACACAUUCUGUC